AUGUAUUCUGGUACAGGUAAUUUUACUCGUGCGUAUGAGGUGUGCAAGGAGUACUUCCGGUUGGAGCAGGGUACUCUAAACCUUGCGGAUUAUUACUCUCAUGUUCGGGAAGUCUGUGAGGAGAUGAAGACCUACUAUCCGUUUACUACUGAUGCAGCACGUGCUACACUAUCUACUCCUUCAGGUAUCGAUCAUGGUGUCUCCACUGAUCGCUCAGCUUUUAUGGUUCCUAGUAGCCAAAAUAAUGGUCAUCGAGGUGGCCGUGGUGGUCGAGGGGGUCGUACGGGUGGUCAUAGGGGUCGUAGUGGAUCCCGUUCCUGUACUCACUGUAUUCGUGGAGGACACACUGUUGACUUAUGUUGGAAUUUACAUGGUAAAUCUUCUAGUGCUGCUAAUCAGGCUUUUUAUCAGGAUGAUAUAUCUGUUGUUGCUUCCAUACCUCGGUCAGUAUUACCAGACACUAGAUCGGUUACUAUUACAUUUGGUCGAGAGGAGUAUGCCCAGUUCCUGUCCUAG
Ilex paraguariensis (yerba mate) is the source of this 516-nucleotide messenger RNA. Lineage: Eukaryota; Viridiplantae; Streptophyta; Magnoliopsida; Aquifoliales; Aquifoliaceae. The record is from the annotation of a GenBank genome assembly.